This is a messenger RNA of Gossypium raimondii (Peruvian cotton), 1312 nucleotides long. RefSeq names its product probable E3 ubiquitin-protein ligase RHY1A. Bases 366 to 1154 code for a protein of 262 amino acids. The transcript is spliced from 3 exons. Lineage: Eukaryota; Viridiplantae; Streptophyta; Magnoliopsida; Malvales; Malvaceae. The record is from RefSeq and is a predicted model, not a curated record.
CCCGCCCCGCUUAUAUAAAUCCAAUUUCCUAUCGUAACUACGCAUUCAGUUCAUACAAAACCGGUGGUAUUAAACCGACUUCUCCAUCCCGCCUACCCUAAUUAUAUCAUCCUUCAUUUAUUUACUCCAAAAACAACUGAUCUGAAAAAAUUAUAUUUACUUUUUCCCCUUUGUUAUGUAUAGUCUGCGUGCUUGAAGGGAAGGCUGAAGCUAAGGUUAUCCGUUUCCCUUCGUGCCAGUCCACUUCUCUUCCUUUUUCUUAAUCCAAGAUUAUCGCCGGAUGUAUAUAUAUUUAAUUAUUCUCUGUUAAAAGGGAAAUUUGAUUGGUAAAUUCGGAGCAAAAAGUCAUUUGAGGUUUUAGGUGAAUGACGAGUGCUUCGGAGUUGUUCUACACUCGAAGGUCGAGAGUAGGUCGACCCGAUCCCGAUCCAGGGAUCGACUCUUCAAUUGAUCGGAAUUACAAUCGCCGCUAUCACAAUCACAGGCAUGACCUGGACGGCUGUCAACAUCUCCGUCUCUCCCCACACGUGCGCCACUCCACCUCACGUUCCUACUCCCUCUCUGAGCGUGCAUCGAUGCAGUUUGAUCAAGGUUCUACCCGGUUUGCAUCAAUAAAUGGUGUAAAUGCAGAGAGUGUAAGUAGUUCAAAUAGGCAAAGUUUGCAUUCGAAUGAGAGGCUUCCUGGAGCUGUGCUGCUUGCUAGAGCAAGGCUUCUUGAGAGACUAAGAGGCGUGUCUGUUUCUGCAAACAGGAGGGACGGCAGAGGUCCACCUAACCCUUACGACGUAAGGGAGUACUUACUGUGUGAAGAUUUCAGGGAGGUUGAUGCAGGGGACUGGGGAAGUGAAAUUUCUACAGGGUUGUCAGGUGGGAGUUCCUCUUUCACCGACCAAACCUCUCAAACAGAAGAAAAUAACAAAAAGCCUCCUGGUCUUACGCAGGAGGCCGUGGACAGUUUACCGCUGGAGGUAUUCAGGGGCGAAGAGGUGGAUGGGGAAAGGGAAUCAAGGGAUUGCAGUAUAUGUCUGGAGAGGUUCAGGGACGAAGAUGUGCUUACAAGGCUGGUGUGUGGACAUAGGUUUCACUUGACUUGCUUACAUCCUUGGGUCAGAAGUUGUGGAGACUGCCCUUACUGCAGACGAACUAUACUAUAAAUUGUAGUUCCUUCCUACUUACCAAUUGAGUACUUCAAUUUUUUUUUUCGGGUUUCCUUUUCCUCUGUAUACUUUGUGUUAACAAUGAUACCAUCAGAACUGAGAAAUGUAAAGUGUCUAAUCUUAACCUAUUAUGAGGAAACUUUUGUUUUUUAUUA